CAGAAACUGUGGCAGAUGUUUGAGAAGGGCAGCCUGAUGCGGGUGUCCAUCAAAGAUCUGCAAGAGGCUCUUCCACAGGUUCAUUGGUCUCAUUUCCUGAACAGCAUGUUCAAUAAGGCAGAUAUCACUAUAGCUGAUGACGAACACAUAUUUUAUGUUGCUGUUCAUAAAUUCAAACGGCUUCUGGAGUAUCUUGCAUCUUAUAAAAGGAGCACCAUCCAAAACUACUUCGGGUGGAGGAUAGUUCAAAGAUUCAAGGAUUUCGCACCGCAAUCGCUCAGACACUACAAAGCACGAACCUCGUUGCAAUGCACCGAGGACCUUUCGGAGGAGGCUUCUACGAUCUUGGGAAGGCUCUACGUAGAUCACUUCUUCACACUUCAAAGCAGGGAACAGCUCAGAACAAUCGUAGAAGACAUAAGAAGCGCAAUACGAAAACUUGUCGAAGGCGCGUCUUGGCUCGACGACAGCACCAGAAAGAAGGCAUUGGAAAAGGUUGACAAGAUGGUGAUGAAGGUCGGCUACCCUGACUGGCUGAAAAACGACACGCACUUAGAGGAGCUGUACAAAGACAUUGGAUGGGUGGACCCGAAUACGCCGUACUCCAUGAUCCGUGCCAGAUACCUGAACAACAAAGCAGUACAUCACCUGAAGAAUAUACGUAGGGCUUUCAACAGGACAGAAGGGUACCUUGUUUCCCUGCUGGAAUUUAAUGCUGUCAAUGUGCCCUUCGAAAAUUCAAUAGAAGUGACACCGGCGAUUGCCAGUGGUUUGCUGUUCGAAGAAGGGCUGCCCCCAUCUGUGAAUUUUGGUUCCAUUGGAUUUACUACUGGUCAUGAAAUCACUCACGGCUUUGACGCUGAAGGGAGGAUGUACGACGCCAUAGGAAGACAUGUAAACUGGUGGAGCACCGAAGCGGAUGCUGUGUACAAGAAGAAAGCUCAAUGCUUUGUUGACAUGUAUGACAACAUAACUGACAAAGCAACAGGUGUCAAGUUAAGAGGAGAGCAGACGCUUUCGGAGAAUAUUGCUGACAACGAAGGACUGCACGGUGCAUUUAAGGCAUAUCGACAGAGGCUCGAAGACGAAGGAAAAGCGCAGGAUGACGCUCUCCCUGGUCUCGACCACAUCUCUGGUGACCAGAUGUUCUUCAUUUCACAAGCACUCGCUUGGUGCGGAAAUACCAACCGGGAGGCACUCGCUUUGAUGGUUGCCAUAGACGAACAUAGUCCUGACAAGUACAGGGUGAAUCCUCCACUGGCGAACAUGAAAGAGUUUGCGGACGCAUUUCAUUGCGAUAACAACUCGCCUAUGGUUCAGAAGCGCAAGUGUGGACUUUGGUAACGGUAUGUUCAUCCAAUAAAUAUGGUCAGACACA
This is a messenger RNA of Ornithodoros turicata, 1378 nucleotides long. Its product is annotated as membrane metallo-endopeptidase-like 1. The coding region runs from base 16 to 1344 and encodes 442 amino acids. Gene Ontology annotation, cellular component: plasma membrane. Gene Ontology annotation, biological process: protein processing. Gene Ontology annotation, molecular function: metalloendopeptidase activity. The transcript is spliced from 14 exons. Lineage: Eukaryota; Metazoa; Arthropoda; Arachnida; Ixodida; Argasidae. The record is from RefSeq and is a predicted model, not a curated record.